Messenger RNA from Orussus abietinus, 961 nucleotides. It is a transcript of the gene Slbp, whose product is annotated as histone RNA hairpin-binding protein. The record is from RefSeq and is a predicted model, not a curated record. NCBI's taxonomy places the organism in Eukaryota, Metazoa, Arthropoda, Insecta, Hymenoptera, Orussidae. Gene Ontology annotation, cellular component: histone pre-mRNA 3'end processing complex; cytoplasm. Bases 324 to 944 code for a protein of 206 amino acids. The transcript is spliced from 3 exons. Gene Ontology annotation, molecular function: histone pre-mRNA stem-loop binding; mRNA binding. Gene Ontology annotation, biological process: mRNA transport; mRNA 3'-end processing by stem-loop binding and cleavage.
CUACCAGUUGGAAACGACCUACUUCAGGUCGUUCGAGGUCGACCGAGUUUCGACUUCAAUUCGAUUUCGGUUCGAUUUAAAACCGCGGGACGCGGUGCUUUCCGAGUCCAAUAUUGUUCAGCGUCGGCGAUGAGAAGUUUGACGGAUUAAUUUAUGAGAAAAAAAAAUCGAUGUUUCUUUAAUAUCAUCGAGCUGGUCUCUGUACAAAAGCAAUAAGAUAUUGCAUGCGGCAACUUUCCCGACGUCGUUCGCUAGCUGAUUGUGAUUUAGUUGAUUCUAAGGUGUUACAAAUAGUGUAAGAUAAACAGUCCGUUUUAAUUACCAUGGCUGAAAGACUGGAAGGAACCACAGAAUUGUCGCAGGAGGAGGAUGCUCUUCUAGAUGAAGCGAUAACCAGUAGUUGGAAGAGACCUACGGUGGAAUAUCGCAACGGCGGCAAGGAGGUACAAGAGGAUGACGAAGAGUUCCCUCCAUUGGCAAAAAAGACCAGAGACAGUAAAAUGCAGGUAUUAUAUAGAAGUAAUGUGAAAAAUAUACCGGAACGUCGCAUCACUGCCCGUAAGAGGUUCAGAGAGGAGAGUGUUGAGACACAGGGUGAGAAGAUGACACGAAAUAGAUGCAACAGUUCGUCGAGCUCUAGCACGACUUCUUCAGGAAAUGGAAAGAAGAACGUCGAGUACGAGACUGAUCCUGCAGUCUUGGCGCGCAGACAGAAGGAAAUUGACUACGGAAAGAACACGAUAGGAUAUGAAAGAUACAUUCAAACAGUUCCUAAAAAUGAACGUGCAAAGGAACAUCCGAAGACACCACCAAAGUAUGCUAAAUACAGUAGAAGAGGUUGGGAUGGUAUGGUAAAACUCUGGCGAAAACAGUUGCACAAUUGGGACCCUCCCGAAGAGAAUUGCGACGACGCAAACAGCGAAACUAAAAGCUCCUCACCCUAGCAAUAGAAUCCUCCAUU